Messenger RNA from Orussus abietinus, 4069 nucleotides. RefSeq names its product SH3 and multiple ankyrin repeat domains protein 3. The record is from RefSeq and is a predicted model, not a curated record. NCBI's taxonomy places the organism in Eukaryota, Metazoa, Arthropoda, Insecta, Hymenoptera, Orussidae. The transcript has 9 exons. Bases 91 to 4047 code for a protein of 1318 amino acids. Gene Ontology annotation, cellular component: postsynaptic membrane; postsynaptic density; dendritic spine. Gene Ontology annotation, molecular function: synaptic receptor adaptor activity; ionotropic glutamate receptor binding.
UCCACUUCCGGGACCGGCACCUUGACGAGCACCUUGACGAGAACGGUCUCUGCCGAGUACGGAAGCUGCAGCCUGACGAGAAUCCCGUCGAUGGAACAGUGCCAAUCAGGAACCCUGACGAGGGUACCAUCCUCCGAGCAAUACCCAUCCGGGAUGUCAGGAUCCGACCAGUACCAUUCCGGGACGCUGAAGGGGAUCCCAUCCCCUGAUCUGUACCAGUCCGGAACCCUAACGAGGGUACCAUCCUCUGAUCAGUACCAAUCAGGGAUACCAACGUCCGACCAGUACCAUUCCGGAACCCUAACAAGGGUACCAUCCUCUAAUCAAUACCAAUCAGGGAUGUCAACAUCCGACCAGUACCAUUCCGGGACCCUGAAGGGGGUCCCAUCCCCUGAAUUGUACCAGUCUGGAUCCUUAACAAGGGUACCAUCCUCCGAUCAGUAUCCAUCAGGGAUGCCAACAUCCGAGCAGUACCAUUCCGGGACCCUGACGAGGGUACCACCCGAGCAAUACCAACCCGGUACCAUGGGGUCUUCCGACGAGUAUCAACCUGGGAACCUCACCAGGGUACCAACGUCCGAUCGGUACCAGGUCAGGGUACCAUCGGCGGAUCGGUACCAGGGGACUCUCACCAGGGUAUCCUCGGCUGAUCGGUACCAAACGGGUACCUUGACCAGGGUAACGUCCUCCGAUCAGUACCAAACUGGGAACUCGUCUAGGGUUCCUGGUGCCGAAUCCUAUCCUGGACUCUCCAGCUCGGAAUCCCUCCAUAGUAACCUCAACCGAGUUCCGUCCUUGGAACGGAGCAGGACGGAAUGCUGCGUCCUGGAGAGAAUACCGUCCGAGCAGCACUUGAGUGCGCUCAGUAGAAUACAGGACCAGAGUCUCGGCAGAACGGAUCAGAACCCUCUCGAUCGGUUGCCGUCCGAAUACCAGAACCCGAUCGCCUCCGGAGAUCCCGGUGCGAGAUUGCCGAGCUCGGAGCACUAUCAGAACCUAAGAAUAGAGGGCCUCACGAGGUUGCAAGAGCACCGGAUCGAGCUCCAACAUCGACUGGACAUCCACAGGACAAUGGACAUGCCGCCAUCGCCGUCGCCGAGUAGCAGAAGUCUCGCUCCUUUCAGUUCUGCGAGUUCCAGCCUCUCCGAAGGCAGCAACCAACCUUCGGGCGAAGAUUCGGCUAGCAUCGUCACAGACAAAAGUCUCGGCGACACAGCCUCGGAUGUCAUCAGUGACAGUUCUGGAGUUGGCACUUCGCAGUCGGACACGACUAAUUCCUUGUCAAUCCCAGGAACGACCGUAGUUUGCGUAGAGAGCUACAAUUCCGGAAUCCUGGGACACCUGACCAUCAAUCAAGGUGACAUCCUCGAAGUGACUGGUGCCACGGAUUGCGGCCUUCUGGAAGGCAUUCUUCGAGGCCAGGGUACCGGUCUAUUUCCUGCUCAUUGUGUGCAAGAAGUUAGACUUCGCCACACAAAUAUCCCGUUGGGUCCACAGCCAGCCAGGGACGGUAGGAAUCGAGUUUUGGGUCGCAGGGAGUCGCAACACAAGUACUUCGCCACUGCACCUAGACUGAAGAAACCUGUCACAUCCGAGCCUCGCACCGUAGUCCUCCAUCGCUCCAGGAAGGGCUUCGGAUUCGUAUUACGUGGUGCCAAAGCAACUUCACCGUUGAUGGAGUUGACCCCUUCGGCAAGAUAUCCAGCCUUGCAGUACCUGGACGACGUCGACCAAGGAGGAGUCGCCGACCUCGCAGGGCUGAGGAAAGGAGAUUUCCUGAUCCAGAUCAACGGCGAGAACGUGACGACGGCGUCCCAUGAACACGUAGUGGAUCUAAUUCGGAAGUCCGGAGAGCUGGUCAGGAUGACGGUGGUCUCGCCAGUGAUAAGUCUUCCUAACUCGCAAUCGGCAGCGGCAUUGCCGACUAGUCAACCUAUCCAGAGGCAAUACGCAACCCUACCGAGGAAGGGCAACAAUAACGUCGCCAUUGGCGGUACCCUGGGGAGAUCACCGGCACCGGCUCCACCUCGAAGAGACCCCAAGACGACCCUGAGUGUCGGAAGAGCAAGGGCCAGGUCCAUGGUAGCCGGAUUAGAAGGCGGAGGCGAGAAGGACGACCGCGACGAGGUGACGUCCACAGGAGCCAAGUCCAGCAGUGCAGAAUCCAUCCAUCUUCCCCAGCAAUCAUCAACGGGUCCCAACACUGGGCAGAACACUCCGGUCCAACCUAGAACUGCAAGUAUCAGGUCCAGGCCGACAUCCAGCAGGAUCACGGCAGCCGAGCUGGAGGUGAGGAUCCCUUCCCGACGUCCCCUUGCGUCUUACAUCUCCGUUUGCGGCUUCCAAAGGCAGAGCACGGCUUCGGGAAAAAUGCGCUUCGCCUGGACCGGGCCCGAAUGCAUGAUAUUUCAGCAUCGUACUUUCUUCCAGGAACUGUUCCAACGCCAGCAGGGUAGUGCCAGUGGACGGUACGGCUCCUCGAUGAUGAGUUCUCACUUUCAGGCCGGCCAGGCUACCAAGUCUCAUCCUUCUUCGCCAGCCAAGUCUGGCAGAGUGUACGCGAGCGUUGCUGAGAUGAAGCGCAAGGGCAAAUCGAGCUCGAGAGUGCGUUUCUUCGGGGGUCUAGGCGGAGGUUCGGACCUGCACCGGGACUUCCACAGUACGCCCGACCUGAACAUGCAGGUGCAAUCGUCGAGCCUGGUGACAAAGGGUCAUCGAAGCCAAGAGGACGUGAACACCCAGCUGCCCAGGAACGCGUUACCUCCACCGAACCACCCUCCACCCCCGCCACCUGUCGGGCAAGUGGUGAAGGUGAACAUUGGAGCGACGGUCCCGGACGUGGUGACGCCAGCCUCGGUGUACGACAACAUGGCGCACAUCCAGCAGGUGAAAGGUACUUGGAAUAAGAAUCGAGUCCCCCGGCGACGUUCCUGCCAGGACGACCCGCUAUUAGUAACCGGGAACCACUGCUUGCAAGCAGAACUAGCCGCAGCGAGUGCGGAAUCCGCCUACGGGGUGAUGUCGAGCUUCAGGCCGUCGAACAGUGCGAAGCUCUACGCCUCCCCCGAAGACACGAAGACGGUGGGAUACAGGUCUAGAAGUCUGCCGGCGAGCAGGAGCCAGGUCAGGAAGUCUCACAGUCUGAGGACGCCGACCAACGGGGGCGUCUUCAAGGCGGGGGUGCAGCAGAACGGGAACGGCGUGGCCGCCAGCGUUGCCCCGGGUCCAGCGGGGGUUGGUGCAGGAAACGCCCCCACCCUGGAAAAUGGGAGCCAGUCAGGUGCCGGGAAUCAGUACGCGCAGCCCCUCAAGAGCACCAGAGGCAUCUCCGGGGCCAGGGAACGGAAGAAAAAGGUGCCCACCAGCUCUUCCACUUCGAACUUGUCCGCCCCGCCGAUCCCGGAGCCGGAUUACAGUCUAAGCGAGUCGGAGAACGACGAGACGGACGGCGAGUCGGAGAUCGCGAAGGAGCUGGAGAAAGCGGCGGCUCGGGAGAAGCUCGAGUCCGCGAAGGAGACCUCCGGGAACUCGAACACCUCCGGUAGUUCCUCUGGUAGCGGUUCGUUGCCCCACUCUUUCAGCGUGGAGGAGAUCCAAAAGACCCAACAGACCCUCGUGGAAGAUGGCGACAACAGCUCAAGCGGGGUCAGCUCGGACCAGGACGUUCCGGUCGGUCCGCCGACAGGGUUCGAUGAUUCCCGGAACGAGGGGAACUCUCAUCAUAGGAUGACCGGGGAUAAGGAGGCCAAUCCCAAGAGGAUCGGGUACGGCAGUGGGAUGCUUACCAGGCAUGCCGUUAGCUUGGCCCAGUUACCUCCUCCCCUGGAAGCGGAUGCCGAAGAGCAGAACGGAGACCUCUUCGUCCCUCCUCCUCCGGAGUUCAAUGCCGGACCUUCCUCUGGGAACCCCGACGAGCUGGUGUUUGCUCCUCCUCCGCAGUUCUGCGACAAUCGGCAGCAGAACCGGGUCAAGAUCAUCGGGGCCAUUCCUAAAAGCACGGGGAAUGAUCAGGUCAAGCCUCCUAGUGGAAGACUGCACAGUCAGUAGAGCAGGGAUGACGAAGAUGACC